AUGAAAUUCUCCAAAGUCUCGCUAUUGGCUGCAUCUGCAUCCGUCGCUUUAUCUGUCCCAGUGGCCGUGACCGUCACUCAGCACGUCCAUGAAGCUGCCACCGUGAUGGUGCAAGGGAUCGUGUACGUGGAAAACGGCCACACUCUAACCUCGUUGGUUACCGAGGGUGUUCCCACCGCACCAGGCGCUCCUGCCACUGCCACUGCCACUGCCACUGCUCCUAUUGUAGUUGCCAAUGCUCAGGUGGACAACGUAGCUCCCUCCGCUACCCAGGAGGGCACACCGGUUGUAGAAUCUUCUGUUUCCACACAAAUUCAAGUCUUUACCACCGUUUCCACCAUUAAAUCGGUACAAGCCACCCAGCAGGCCGCCCAGGAUGAUGUGACUUCGUCUUCGUCCUCGACACCAUCAACUCCAUCCACCACCUCUGCCACUCCAUCCACCACCUCUACCACUCCAUCCACCACUUCUACCACUUCAUCCACCACUUCUACCACUUCAUCCACCACUUCUACCACUCCAUCCACCACUUCUACCACUUCUACCACUCCAUCCACCACCUCUACUACAUCUACCACUCCAACCACCACCUCUACCACCUCUGCCACUCCAUCCUCCACCAGCACUCAAUCUACCGCCUCAGCCGCCCAAUCUUCUUCAGGCUCCGAUUUCGCCACGUCAAUGGUUAACGAACACAACACGAAGAGAGCUUUGCACAAGGACACAGGCUCGUUGACUUGGUCCGACACCUUGGCUACAUAUGCGCAAAAUUACGCCGACUCCUACGACUGUUCAGGAAACUUGGUCCAUUCCGGCGGCGCUUAUGGUGAAAAUUUGGCACUAGGCUAUGGCACAACCGCUUCUGUCGAUGCUUGGUACAACGAGAUUUCAAGCUACGACUAUUCCAACCCAGGUUUCACUGAAGAUGCUGGUCAUUUCACCCAGGUCGUCUGGAAGGGGACUUCCCAAGUCGGUUGCGGUUUGAAAUCUUGUGGUGGCCAAUGGGGCGAUUACGUCAUUUGCUCUUACCAGAACCCUGGUAAUUACAUUGGCGAAUUCGCUGAAAACGUUAUGCCAUUGGCUUAA
Messenger RNA from Saccharomyces eubayanus, 1086 nucleotides. RefSeq names its product sterol-binding protein (gene PRY2). Bases 1 to 1086 code for a protein of 361 amino acids. The transcript has a single exon. The record is from RefSeq and is a predicted model, not a curated record. NCBI's taxonomy places the organism in Eukaryota, Fungi, Ascomycota, Saccharomycetes, Saccharomycetales, Saccharomycetaceae. Gene Ontology annotation, cellular component: extracellular region.